GCAUGACCUUUUGCCAUAUGUUGGGAUCAUCGGAGGGCCAAGCACCUUAGGUGGGGAGGGUUUGGUGGGUGAGGUGAAAUCCUUUCUUCCUCACCGUGCAGGUGAUGCGCUCUGGUCCAGGUUUUCCAACUUCAGGUGGUAUUUUGUUCACCAGGGAUGGAGUAGUUUGGCGCCCGAAUCCCACUUCAGAAUCGAAGGCUUUUGUGAUAUGUUGUUGAGAUGACAUGCAUGGUCAAUGCUACCAUUGCAUACCGCCAAGCACAUGUUAAACUGCUUGAACUCUUGGCGCUGGUGAACUCGUGGCUCAAGACCCAGGGUGUUGUAACCCCUGAGAAUACGUUGUCUCUUAGAUACUAGACGUCGAUGAAGUCCACAUUGCUGUGGAGCUUGGUGCUCAGCCUUGUGGAGCCUGGCCUCAGUGGUCGCAUGGCGCAAGUGGAGAUGGGCACCGUACCUUGUGGCUGUGACAACAAGGUGGGCGUGCUGGCGCCGAAGUCGGCGCUGGACGGCGUCCCGCUGCCGGCGGACCCGUUCUGCCAGCGGCCGUACGUGCACGCGUCGAGGACGAACGGGAGAUACUGCAAGUGCGAUAAGGGCAAGGCGCUGAACUGGCAGUUGGCACAGGGUGCUGCCCAGAAGCGCCUGGAAGAGCUCUUCCAGCCGAAGCUCCAGGCUUUGAAAGACAUGCUCUCGAAAAUGGAGGAGACACUGGGGGUGGAGAUCGAUGCGUCGUCGCUGGACAAGGUGAAGCCCAAGGUGGUGAGCUUUCCCAGGAAGAAUGGCGAAGGGCUUUGGGUGUGCUGCUGCCAGAGUCAGCAGAAUGGCAAGUGCAAGAAGAAUGCUCAGAUGGAGUCGUCCUGGUACAAGAGUGGCAUUCACCAUGAGGCGCCCGCGCGGGCCUGCGAGGCUGAGACGGAGGUGGAGACGGAGGCCGUGCCUUCGGAGGAGCCGGAGCAGGAGGAAGAGCCGCAGUCAGCAGGCGGAUCGGAGGAGCCGGAUCUCCAAACUUUGGAGCAAGAGUCCACAGGCGAGGAGGGGACGGGCGAGUCCCAGGAGUCGGAAGAGCUCACGGAGCCAAAGGAGCCGAAGGAGCCGGAGGAGCACCAGUCAGGUCGUUCGAAGCUCUUGGAAUCGAUCCGCCAGGGAACCAUGCUCAAGGCUACGGAGCCUCAAGAGCCUCCGGAGCCGCAAGAGCCCAGCGAACCUGAAGAGCCUCAAGAGCCCACCCCGAAGAAACCGGCGCGGCGCGCGGCGCCGGCCAACCUCUUGGCCGGCAUCCGCGCACAGGCAGUUCAGCUGAAACCUGCCAAGGAGCGGCAGCUGAAGCCAAAGCCAGACACGCGGACCACGCGGGACAAGCUCCUGGGUGAGAUUGAGGCAGGGGUGCAACUGAGCCCGCCCAAGGAGCGGACGUCCGAGGUGAAGGAAGAGAGGCCUGAGAAUCUCAUGGAUGUGCUCACCGGCAGUGAGAAGUUCAAGAAGCUGCGAGAGACCAUGCAGAAGGAGCCUGAGGAGGAGGACGAUGAGGACUGGGAGUGAGGUCCGAUCUGCGUCGAAAAAGGUGCUGCGAUGCUUGUCGUUUUGGUGUGGUGCUUGAGUGACCUUAGUGGUUCACAUGCGAGUGCAGCAUGGCGGUAGUGCUGGACACAGAUGCGCGGGAAAAGAAGGGGUAUCUUUGGGAUGGGUGGAAAGGCUGAUUGCGGUGGUGAAGUUAUAAGUUAUAAGUGACUUAGAGUUUGUGGUCAGAGUAGGUGGCUCUUUGCCCUCAGUGAUCCUCUGAUUCCCAAGGCCCAGAAGACCGGGAAAAUCCUGCGGUGCUGCAUCGGAUAAGAAUGAUCACUGUGGGAAACUGAUCAAAUCUGAUUCGUUUGUUCUAUUAAAAGACCCAUGCUUUGCCA
Molecule: messenger RNA, 1898 nt
Organism: Durusdinium trenchii
Lineage: Eukaryota; Dinophyceae; Suessiales; Symbiodiniaceae
Source: the annotation of a GenBank genome assembly